This is a messenger RNA of Colletotrichum godetiae, 834 nucleotides long. RefSeq lists its product as uncharacterized. Gene Ontology annotation, molecular function: zinc ion binding; DNA-binding transcription factor activity, RNA polymerase II-specific. The transcript is spliced from 2 exons. Bases 1 to 834 code for a protein of 277 amino acids. Gene Ontology annotation, biological process: regulation of DNA-templated transcription. Lineage: Eukaryota; Fungi; Ascomycota; Sordariomycetes; Glomerellales; Glomerellaceae. The record is from RefSeq and is a predicted model, not a curated record.
AUGACUCUCGGCCCUCAAUGCUGGCGCUGCCGCAAAAAGCGCCUCCGAUGCGACUCCUCCGUGCCAACCUGCCGGAAAUGCAUCGCCGCAGACACAGAAUGCCCAGGCUACGGCGACAAGAGGCCCAUCGCCUUUCGAGAUCCGCUCGUCUUGACGCAAAAGGGCGCCAUCAUCCGGGUGCGGGAUCGGGAGCCGGAGAGCCAUCGCGACCGUGACCGGGGAAAGACACGGAGCAGCAGUAGCAGUAGCCCACCGGCGUCCGUUCUUGGCAUCGUAUGCCGAUCGCCAAGAACGGCCGGACCUGUGAUGGAGUUGAGGAUUGCGGCUGAUGCCAUGGAGUAUUAUAACCACCACGUAGCACCAGACCUAGUCCCGUACUCAACAUCAACAUCACCAUACCAAAUCUCCCCCCUCCAAAUCGCCUCACUCGCCCCCUACCUCCGUAACACAUACAUCUCCAUCGCCGCCCUCCACAGACACAUCAACGGACAACCCUCGUCGUCAUCAUCAUCAAGUAUCUUAUCAAAGCUCCCAAACCAGAACAAGACCCUCGCUGCCUCCACAUCCCGCUCUCCAUUCAGACAAUAUGCAUCAACAUCGGGCGCUACAUCCGAAGUGUCCAGACUCAUGGCGGGAGGCGACUUUAAAAGCGUCCACUUCGCAUCCCAAGCCGCCGCCUUACAAGCCCUAGGCCAAGAACUCUGCGCAUAUCACCAACCUCACGAGACCAGCUCAUCGGCCACCGCCGAAGAUCCGGGGCCCAGUAUCCUCCUCGGCAUCAUGGUGAUGCUCUCAUCUCAGGUACCUUCCCCACCACAUCCCUCUAUCCGGUAG